This is a messenger RNA of Bactrocera tryoni, 1080 nucleotides long. RefSeq names its product pinin homolog 1 (gene Pnn). The record is from RefSeq and is a predicted model, not a curated record. Bases 98 to 1039 code for a protein of 313 amino acids. NCBI's taxonomy places the organism in Eukaryota, Metazoa, Arthropoda, Insecta, Diptera, Tephritidae. The transcript is spliced from 3 exons. Gene Ontology annotation, cellular component: catalytic step 2 spliceosome.
GGUUAGAUAUCGGGUAAUAAUUUGCUUCUAUUGAGUCCAAGUACUUUUUAUUGUAAUAUAUGUCCUGGGGGUAUUUUUGCUAAAAGAAUAGGUUAACAUGGAGACAGAUAUCGCCAAUUGUUGUGAAGUAUUGCAAAAAGAACUUCAAGAGGCAAGGGGUCGUUUGGAUGUGCUUAACGAUAAUAUUAGAAAAAUUGUGGGUCGGCCCAGAGAUUUGGGGAAUGAAAAAAUCAUGGACAGUACCAAGGAUGAAGGGUGUCAGAAAUAUGGAAGUGAAAGGAAGAACAGAAGAACUAGCGAUUGCAAAUCUGUAUUUAACCGGUUAUCAGUAUCAAAUGAUGAUUUGAGACCCAGGUUAAGUUCACGCGUUAUAAAGGAAUUGCCGACGAGACAAGAGGUGUUAAAAGCCCAAGGAUCCGAUUCAGAAUCCAGAGCAAGAAAUCGAAGAAUGUUUGGAUGUCUUUUAGGCACACUUCACAAGUUUUGCCAGGAGGAAUCUCGUCUUAAAUUAAAAGAGGACAAAAAGGCACAAGUAGAAAAAAAAUUAGAACAACAACAAUUACUAGAACGAGAGGCAAUAAGGAAGGAACGAGAUUUUCUUUUAAUCAAGCGACAAAAAAAACAAGCAAAAAUUACAACUUUGGAAUUAAAAAUAAAUCGUUUGAAAGAUUUUACUGCUUAUGAAAAAACAUUAAAUAAUUUUAAAAGCUGUAUUAAAACAAAGACGGAGCCGUCUAUUUAUUAUAGGCCAUACAAAUAUUGCAAAAAAACUGAGCUACUUUUAAACAGUAGUCGGGAAUUAUUGCAGACGGAAAUAAGAAAAAGGAAAAUAUUGCUUGACAAUGAACUGAAAGAGUUUGAUCUCCUAAAUGGAAGUGAUGAAAGGAUUGUCAAAGGAACAGCAUUAACUCAAAAUAUAACAAAGUUGAAUAAGCCAUUAGGAAUUCAAGGUGAAAUGGAGUUCAAAGAAAAUGAAUCCCGAAACUCGAAUGCACCAACAUUAAUUAGCAGUAUAAUUGUUGUUAAAAACAAUAAAUAGCUGUUUACAUUUUUGAUAAUAAAUGAAUAUCGACAAAGGCA